AUGUGUAACGACGAUGCUCGGCAAGAGGGCGUUCAGUGGCCGUCCUCACAGCAAUUGGCAGCCCUUGCCGACAUAGAAGGUGAUGUUCAAAUGAAAGCAGCACAACUUGGCUUACUUAGUUCAGAGUACCGUGCGAAUAUUGCACGCGUGUUGCACCACUACGAACCGCAGGCUGCGACCUUUCGCACCAUUAUUUAUGCCAGUGAGCAGAAGCGAAAGGCAGUGGAAAGGGAACUCGUGUGGACAGAACGCAUCGCUUUGCUCCAGGAGCAGCGCUGCGGAACAACUAUUGUCUCCACGCGCGAUUUGAUGGUACUUGAGCGGGAACCGUUGCAUCCUGUGGAAUGCAGCUUAAAAGAAUGUUAUCAGAAGCUGGAGAAUGUUGCGUACAAUGAGCUCUGUGUCCUACGAAACUACGAAUAUCCUCCCAGGCAGGCCGUAGCUACAAUGAGAAUGAUCAUGAGGGUUCGGGGAGAGGAGGAUUUGAGCUGGGAAAACGUACAAGUGGUUCUUAGUGAGAACUACUUCUACACUUUCUUCGUCAGCCGCAUGCGCACGCUACUGCAGAAACGCCUUCCAGAUGAUGUACUGGAGGAGCUUGAGCAGUACUGCCUCAAUCCUGAGCACGCACCCGAGGCCCUUGCGGUAGUUUCCGUACCGCUGGGAGUUAUUGGGAGUUUGUUGCACGCGGUACGUGACUAUUUUCAAGUGAUGGACCUUGUGAAGCGGCCAGUGGAGCCCAUGUCAGUUGAAGAGCGCCGCAAGAAGGCCGGUGAGCUGCGCCGUGCCCUGCAGACAUUAAAGGAGGACGCCGCCACUGCAACUGAGGGAAUGGCUGAUCUGAAGGCGCGUAUUGCGAGUAAAUUUGUUACCGUGCGUGAUGAGUACGAUGACACCAUGUGUCCACUGCACGACGACUUAGAGAAAAAGACAGAGGAUUUCCUAAAAGUGCUUUCCGGAGACAUUCCUGCUGAGGAAGGUGCCACUGGUGAAGGUGAAUGCCCCGAUGCCAUGUAG
Molecule: messenger RNA, 1017 nt
Organism: Trypanosoma brucei brucei TREU927
Lineage: Eukaryota; Euglenozoa; Kinetoplastea; Trypanosomatida; Trypanosomatidae
Exons: 1
Coding region: 1-1017 (338 amino acids)
Source: RefSeq, a predicted model, not a curated record